Messenger RNA from Pelobates cultripes (western spadefoot toad), 699 nucleotides. The record is from the annotation of a GenBank genome assembly. NCBI's taxonomy places the organism in Eukaryota, Metazoa, Chordata, Amphibia, Anura, Pelobatidae.
AUGUUCCUCAUCUCCCCCUCACUACUCCCACAAGUUACAAAUGCAACAAUAGGUUCGAUAACAUGGUCGGAACACGCCGACAUAUCCCUCACUAUCACCAUCACACACACGACCCGAUCCUGGUCCUGGAGACUCAACCCCACACACCUCCACAACACAACCAUUAGAGAAAACAUUAGGAAAGACAUCACAGAAUAUUUCGAUAUCAACAAAGAUUCAGUCUCCUCCGCAAGCACCCUAUGGGCAGCCCACAAGUCCGUCAUAUGGGGAAAACUGAUCGCGGCAGCCACAGCACACAAAAAACAGCAACUAACGCUGCUGGAAUCGCACCUGACAGCCCUUAGAGCGAUCAAACGCAAACACAAAACCAACCCCGACCCAGCACUAACGGCCCAACUUCACAAACACAGACAAGAAAUCCAAAAAUUCAUGGUUCAAGACUCUAAAAAGGCACUCCAAUGGGCCAGACAGAUGUUCUACGAAAAAUCAAACAAAGCAGACACACUCCUAGACCAAAUACUCUGCCAAAGGCAGCGGGCCAAACACAUAACCAAAAUAAGAGCACCCGACGGACAACUACACAAUAUCCUUAGCCAAAUCGCGAACACAUUUCAAGAAAACUAUUCCUCCCUAUAUGACCACAACCCCGACUCCAGACAUAACCCAUCCCUACAUCGACAAAAAUCGAGGACUUCCUGA